AUGACUCGUUCUUCUCAUUCAGGAGAAUUACAAUACAUUCCUGAAAUUGAGAAACUUGCGAAGCAACUAAGGAAGGAAACAAAGCAAAGAAAUAGCUCAUCGAGCUAUGAAGAAGUAAAUUCAACCUGUUAUCCAAUAAACGAGGAGGUUGUAAGUAAAAUGGCCGAACAAAACAAUAGAACACUUAGGGAAUUAGCUACACCGGAUCUAAACCAACAACCUCUAUGUAUAACAGUACCGAAUCUUGAGGUUGAUUUUGCUUUAAAAUCUGGUUUGAUUCAUUUACUCCCUAUUUUCCGAGGUUUGGUUGGUGAAGACCCACAUAAACACUUGAAAGAGUUUCAAGUUGUUUGUGCAGGUAUGAAGCCAUGUGGGGUGACUGAUGAGCACAUAACUCUUAGAGCUUUUCCAUUUUCAUUAAAGGAUAAAGCAAAAGAUUGGCUCUAUAAUAUUCCCCCUGAGUUAGUUACUACGUGGAAUGAUGUGAAAAAGUUAUUUCUAGAAAAAUUCUUUCUUGCAUCUAAGGCGACUAAUAUAAGGAAGGAAAUAUAUGGGAUAAGGCAAUGUACAGGGGAAACAUUGUUUGAGUAUUGGGAAAGGUUCAAAGGGUUGUGUUCUAGUUGUCCACACCAUCAAAUCUCAGAACAACACCUAAUACAAUAUUUCUAUGAAGGGUUGUUACCUAUGGAUAGCAGUAUGGCGGAUGCAGCCAGCGGUGGUUCAUUGGUUGACAAGACACCCACGGAUGCUAGACAACUAAUAUCAACCAUGGCAGAAAACUCUCAACAAUAUGGGACACGAGCGGAUGGGUCAAUCCGUAGAGUUAAUGAGGUAAGUUCUUCUCAACUUGAAAAUAAAAUUUCAGAUUUAACUACUCUUGUGCGUCAAAUGGCUGUAGGGCAAAUGCAAUCCACAGGAGCAUGUGGAAUAUGUUCAUUUGUCGGACAUCCCACAGACAUGUGCCCGACAUUGCAAAAUCCAAGUCAAGAGUUGAAUGCAAUCGGGGGAUUCUCUGGUCAACCUAAUCGAAAAUAUGAUCCAUUUUCAAACCAGUACAAUCCCGGAUGGAGAGAUCAUCCAAACUUGAGUUAUGGGAAUCAAGGGGUGCAACCAAGGUUUCAGAAUCAGAAUUUCAGACAAUUCCAAGCACCUCAACAAUCUCAACCCCAAGCUUCAAAUUCUGGUAUGUCUUUAGAUGAAAUUGUUAAAGCACUUGCUAAUAACACUCAACAGUUUCAACAAGAAACACGGGCAGGUAGUCAACAAUUGGGUAAUCAAAUUUCCCAAUUAGCCACUUUUGUUAGCAAGUUGGAAGCUCAAGCUUCGAGGAAAUUACCAUCACAAACGGAGGUGAACCCCAAGGAAAAUGUGAGUGCAAUCACAUUGAGAAGUGGUAAGCAACUUCAGCCAGAAUCCUCAUUACCAGUGGAAGAGGAAAAAGAAGAAAAAUCAAAGGAGGAAAAAGAGUUUAUAGCCAAUGAAAAUUCCAAGGUAAGUUCUGAAUCCUCUGUUGGUCAAUGUAAUUUAUCUCUACCCCCUUUUCCUUCAAGGUUAGCAAAAUCAAAAGAAGAAGAACACGAAAAUCAAAUUCUGGAAACCUUUAGAAAGGUGGAAAUCAACAUCCCCUUGCUAGAAGCCAUAAAGCAAAUUCCCAAGUAUGCAAAGUUUCUAAAAGAACUUUGUACCAAUAAGAGGAAGUUGAAGAGCAAGGAGAAAAUCAUAUUGGGUAAGAAUGUUUCAGCCAUGAUAAGCAAUGAUCUUCCUAGAAAGUGCAAGUAUCCAGAAACUAGUGUAGUUGUUCAAUUAGCUGAUCGUUCUUGUGUGCACCCUAGUGUAGUUGUUCAAUUAGCUGAUCGUUCUUGUGUGCACCCAAUUGUAGUUGUUCAAUUAGCUGAUCGUUCUUGUGUGCACCCAAUUGGAGUUGUUCAAUUAGCUGAUCGUUCUUGUGUGCACCCAAUUGGAGUUGUAGAGAGGAUGUUUUAG
Ipomoea triloba (trilobed morning glory) is the source of this 1983-nucleotide messenger RNA. RefSeq lists its product as uncharacterized. The transcript is spliced from 3 exons. NCBI's taxonomy places the organism in Eukaryota, Viridiplantae, Streptophyta, Magnoliopsida, Solanales, Convolvulaceae. The record is from RefSeq and is a predicted model, not a curated record. The coding region runs from base 1 to 1983 and encodes 660 amino acids.